UUCGUUGUUUUGGGUCGUUGAUUCAACACGUCUCAAAGUUAGCUUGCGUAACGGAUUGCGAAUUAUGACAUCCAAAGAAGUCGCCAAAUGUGAUGCGGUGGAGAGCAGGCGGCGGAGUCCUUUGGACCACCUUCCUCCACCUGCAAACUCCAACAAACCCUUAACUCCCUUCAGCAUCGAGGACAUUCUCAACAAACCCUCAGUGAAACGGAGUUACACCAUCUGUGGAACGGCGCACCUGAUUUCGUCGACUGAAAAGCAUCGCUCCUCCGGCAUCUCCCUGUCCAACCGAGCACUUCUGACCCAGACCUCUCCCCUCUGCGCCCUGGAGGAACUAGCCAGCAAAACGUUCAAAGGCCUGGAAGUCAGUGUUCUACAAGCGGCCGAAGGGAGAGAUGGAAUGACAUUAUUUGGGCAGAGAAACACCCCGAAGAAGCGGCGGAAGUCCAGGACGGCGUUCACCAAUCACCAAAUUUACGAAUUAGAGAAAAGAUUCCUGUAUCAGAAAUAUUUGUCUCCCGCCGACCGAGAUCAAAUAGCCCAACAACUAGGGUUAACAAAUGCCCAAGUCAUCACAUGGUUUCAGAACCGGAGAGCCAAGUUAAAGAGGGAUUUGGAGGAGAUGAAGGCGGACGUGGAAUCGGCCAAGGCCGUCGGUAAUGUACCUUUGGAGAAACUCGCCAAACUCGCGGACCUGGAGAAAUGCGCAAAUGGAACGCUUGGUCACUCGCGAAUGGAGUCCCCCGCGCAGAGCGGCCAACAAGAACACGAGCUAGCUCACAAACUGCGGAUGUCCCCCAUGUCGCCAUUUUCAGACCACACAACAAGUAAAGAAUGCUCGGAGGACGAAGACGUGGAAAUUGAUGUGGAUGACUGAUUGCUCAGUACUGAAAGACUUAUAGGACAAAUAGACAGUAGCGGUUGAAUGCCACGAUUGUAACUU
Osmerus eperlanus (European smelt) is the source of this 943-nucleotide messenger RNA. It is a transcript of the gene lbx1b, whose product is annotated as ladybird homeobox 1b. The coding region runs from base 65 to 877 and encodes 270 amino acids. Gene Ontology annotation, biological process: regulation of transcription by RNA polymerase II. Gene Ontology annotation, molecular function: DNA-binding transcription factor activity, RNA polymerase II-specific; sequence-specific double-stranded DNA binding. The record is from RefSeq and is a predicted model, not a curated record. The transcript has 2 exons. Lineage: Eukaryota; Metazoa; Chordata; Actinopteri; Osmeriformes; Osmeridae. Gene Ontology annotation, cellular component: nucleus.